CCCUGUUGUUUACACACGUGAAAGGUUAUAGGUUAUCGUUAGAUGAUUGUUGAAAAACAAAUUCAAGGUACCUAUUAUGUUGUUUUUGUCGAGUCAAGACUAAUUCGAUUUCCACAAUGUCGUGUAUAAAUAUAGCUAAAAAGGCUGCAGCUCGUGCCGCUGUCGAUCGUCACGUGAAAUCGGGAAAUAUUAUAGGCAUUGGAAGUGGUUCAACAGUUGUAUUCGCAGUGGAGCGAUUAGCUGAACGUGUCAGUAAAGAAGCAUUGAAGGUGAAAUGUGUUCCUACAUCCUUCCAAGCGAGGCAACUUGUUAUACAACACAAUCUACCCCUCACCGACUUAGAAAUCCAUCCUGAGUUGGAUAUAUGUAUCGAUGGAGCUGAUGAAGUAGAUUCUCAAAUGAAUCUCAUUAAAGGCGGCGGUGGAUGUCUGCUGCAGGAAAAAAUCGUCGCCAGUUGUUCUAAGAAAUUGGUCAUCAUAGCCGAUUAUACUAAAGACUCACAAAAACUUGGAGAUCAGUACAAAAAAGGCAUUCCUAUCGAAGUGUCUCCAAUUGCUUUUGUACCUAUUCAGAAUAGAAUUCAAAAAUUAUAUGGAGGAAAAGUUGAAUUACGCAUGGCUGUUAACAAAGCUGGCCCGGUUAUUACCGAUAGUGGUAAUUUCAUACUAGACUGGAGGGAAUUUAACCAGGACAUUAACUGGAAUGAAAUUAAUACAGAACUGUUACUAAUGCCAGGCAUUGUAGAUACUGGACUUUUUAUACAAAUGGCCUCAAUAUCCUACUUUGGUCUCGCUGAUGGGUCUUUUAAGAGCCGUGAAUGUUUGUAACAUUUUUAACGUGAAUUUGUUUGAGGACACUACAGAUCCUAUAUUGUUCACUUGAAUUUUAUAAAAUCAUACAAAUUACAUUCUGAAAUUGA
Leptinotarsa decemlineata (Colorado potato beetle) is the source of this 919-nucleotide messenger RNA. RefSeq names its product Ribose-5-phosphate isomerase (gene Rpi). The record is from RefSeq and is a predicted model, not a curated record. NCBI's taxonomy places the organism in Eukaryota, Metazoa, Arthropoda, Insecta, Coleoptera, Chrysomelidae. Gene Ontology annotation, cellular component: cytoplasm. Gene Ontology annotation, biological process: D-ribose metabolic process; pentose-phosphate shunt, non-oxidative branch. Gene Ontology annotation, molecular function: ribose-5-phosphate isomerase activity.